This is a messenger RNA of Meloidogyne enterolobii, 2538 nucleotides long. NCBI's taxonomy places the organism in Eukaryota, Metazoa, Nematoda, Chromadorea, Rhabditida, Meloidogynidae. The record is from the annotation of a GenBank genome assembly.
AUGAGGGGAUAUUCAAAAAUUAAAGGAUCUCUUUUGCAUAUUUAUUAUUUACUUUAUUUUAUUUUUGUAAUAUUAAUUUUUACUUAUUCAAUUUCCAACGCUGAAAAUGAAUUUAAAUCAAAAAGAAGGAGAAGAACUUUUGAAGAUAUUGGUAUUCCUGAAUGUAAAUCUAAUUUUGAUUGUGUUGUUGGAGGUGUUUGUAUUAAAGAUCGAGCAGGAUUAGGCCGUUGUUAUUGUUCUAGUUCUUGUUCUUAUAAUGUCCCAGUCCAAUGUGUUGAACACAAUCCAUAUAGUUGUGUUUCGAGAGGAGAAUCAUCUCAACUGCCAAGAAAUGAAAUGAGAAAUCCUUUUUGUUUUCAUAGGAGAUGUAUAUGCCCACCAGAAUUUAAUAAUACAAAUAUGGUUACUAAAACAACGUCUAAUUCAAAAAUGAAACUUUUAAUGAAAUGUGAUAAACGUCAAUUAAAUGCAGUAAUAUCAGCAUCUCCAUCAGAAUCCAUUUAUAAAGGAACUUCUGCUCAAAUUUCUUGUUGUGUUAAUGUAGACCCUCGUGGAUUUAUUCCUGCUGAGGGAGUUUAUUUUGUACAGAAUGGAACUAGAAGACGUGAACCUACUGAUAAUCCUUAUGAUAAAUUUUCGAGUGAUAUUGACACUCUUUUUGCGGUCCCAACAUGUUGGGUAUUAAAUAUAGAAACAACUCAAUUAAGUGAUGCUGGAGUAUAUCAAUGUAUUGUUCAACCAGCAAAUACUCGCUACAGAACAGUUAACAUUACAAUGGAAUUUUUUGUUAAAACCCCUCGUAUGAUUCAAAAUAUUAAAAUUUUUCCAAAUGAGACAUUUGCUACCAUCUCUUGGGACUCGCAAGAUGAGCAAGCUUAUAUCAUUGAUAUGGAAUUAAUGAAACGUUCUGAUAGACGUGUUAGAACAGGAUGGAAAACAAAUGUAAAAUCACCAGUUACAUUUUCUCAACUUUCUCCUGGCACUCCAUAUACUUUAUUUAUUCGUGUAGCGGAACCACAAAAUGAAUUUUCAUUUACCAUUCAAAUAUCAACAGCAGAUGGACUUCCAGACCCGCCAGUUUUGGAAGAAAUAAGAUUAGUUAAUGUUGGGGAUGAAAAUAAUGCUAAUAUAAUGAAUAAAUUUUGUGAAGUUGAAUGGAAACCACCAAAAACUUCAAAAGGACAAAUAACUCGAUAUUAUGUUCAAAUUUCUGGUAGAAUGAGGCAUAUAGUUUCCGAAACUAAUUUAAGGAUGGAUCAUUAUCCGCAAGGAAAGGAUGGAUGUUCUAAUUAUGAACAAGAUUCUGAACAUUUUAUUAAUCCGGACAGAUCAAAAACUAAUAAUUUUUAUGCCUGCAAGUAUGGGCCUUUAAAGCCAAAUCGCAAUUACAAAGCAACAAUAUGGGCAGAGAAUGGAGCUGGAAAGAGUAACGCUGCCUCAUUUGUUGGUCAAUGUAUAAUGGAUUACGCAGAACCUGAACAUAUCGUUCCACCAGAGGCACUUCCACGAACAAAUAUUUCUUCGUUUUCUCUUUUAUUGAAUGAACCAGACCAAAGCAAUGGACCAAUUUCUUGUUAUUUUCUUGCCAUUUUGCCUUUACCUGCAUCUCUCAAUGGAUUACCUCAAAGAGAAUUAAUUGCUUAUGGAACAUUUGAUGAAUCAUUGCGAAAUAAUCUUUUACAUUCUACAAUAGAUAAUAAACCGUUUUUCGCUUAUAUUGCUGAAAGUUAUGUUAGACUGCCGAAAAAUGUAAAGACAAUUGUUGGUGAUGGUUCUACAUCUGGAGGUGUCCAACCGUGUAAUCUACCGUAUAUGCAAAUUAAAGCUACUGAUCCAGCACUCGUUCCAGACUUAAAAUAUACAGGAUUUCUAAUUGUUAAAGUAAAUAGAGAUGUAAAUUUGUACAAUUCUUCAUUCGAUAAUAAAAUUAAUUGGAAUUUGGAUUCACAAGGAAUUCGCCAUAUUGGUAGAAGGCAAUUACCUGAUCCUGAUUUGGCAUAUUAUGGAUAUUCUGAUUAUUUUACACCUGUCAUCCUUCAAAUAAAUGGAAAUGGAAUGACUGCUUUAGAAAUGUUUUUAAUUUGUUUAUUUCUUGUACUCUUUCUCGUUCUUUCAACAAUUAUAGUUCUCUACUUUUUACGAAAGAAAGGAAUGAUUAAACAAUUUUGGCCAGUUAAAAAUACUUCUCAUGAUAUGUUGAGACCUGUAGUUCCUCCUGCGCCAAUACGUGCGAGUGAAAUUCCGUCAGAAUAUAUUCUUCGGCACAGAGAUUCUGAUUAUCAAUUUUCACAGGAAUUUGAGGUUCUUUUUAAUUUUCAAAAUUUUUUGGAGACAUUAGAAUUUCUGUUCUUAUUUUGUUAUAUUGUUGAUCAUUUUAUGACUCACCUACUAAAUAUAGUUAUGACUCCCUUUCUUGCUGUUUGUUAUCUUAUUCAGGCCCGUAGCCAGGGGGGGGUGAGGGGGGGAAUUCCCCCCCCCCCCCCCCCGAAAUGGGAAAAAGGAAAAAAUUUGGGGAAGGGCUGGGGCAAAAAAAAGUGA